GCUCGAUAAUCUCGAUAUUUCGCGACGACGUGCCACGCCGCGUAUCGUAUGUACGUAAACUGGCGAACGUUAGAUAUUCCCGGAGGUGCGUGCGGAUAUUACAGAAGAUCCUUCUGAAAUUCCAUUCUUUCCGACAGAUGCCAAUCUUUUCGGAAUAUAUCCGCGGGGAAAUUUAGCGGACCGAUAUGAUUGUACUCGCGGCUCGUAUUCGCGUUAACAAUCGCGAAUCUCGGGGACGCGUUUCCUGCGGGAUUAUGGAUUCCCGGAAGUUCACGAUUGGCGCGAAUGGUUUUAUAUGCCGUCACGCUAUAGUCGCGUUGGGCGUAUCGUAUCGUACGCUUGUGUAAACUCUCGGCGUUCGCUGGAAACGAUUGGUUUGUGGUGCCGCACACGUAUAUACAUAUAUAUACACACACACAUAUAUAUGUAUACAUUUAUGGAACUAAACAAUAUCCGCCGCGCACCUUCGUGCCCCACGUCCCUGGACGUGAGCGGAGCUCCCCCACCAGCGGGGUGCGCGCACGCCGUCGCUCGAGCGUUUCGUCCAAGUCGCCCGGCAGCGGCCGAGCACGUAUGUGACAUGGCGUCCGGGUAGAAAGAAAGUUAACUGCUAAAUAAACGUUAAUGUUGUUUUUAUGACACUGACCGACCGAAAAGGGAACAUCCGAGGCCGCGAAUUUCCCACAGACACUGGCAUUGAUGGUAAUGCAUGCGAGGAAACCUCAAAGGAUCAGCGAUGGAACGCAAAGUACAGCAGUUCUAAGGGUGGCUAUUCCUCUUCGACCACGUCAUCGGACAGUCGCUACGAAGGACGUAUGCGCGACUCUCCAAAUGGUAAUUCUUACAGUCCAGCCGGCAGCUUGGGAAUGGGCAUGGGGACGGACCGGGACAGCCCUCGGAAUUACACAUCCAAGCCUCUUUACAAGAAGGAGAGAGAAAAUAGAGACUAUAAAUUAUCCUCCUCUAGGGACAAGUAUUCCGAUUGUGCACGAUCCCUAAAAGACAAGAGAAGCCGUGAGAGCAGGGAUUCAGAACACAGGACCAACCACGAUAGGAGUAGUGGGGAGAUCUUACAUCCCUUAAAAUUAUCAUCAAAUUCAUCAAGGGAAUCUUCAUCCCAGAGAAAACCAUCACACAAUUCCUGUCAGGAUAAACGUGGUGAUGAGCGAGGAGGUGCAACGGAACGAACAGCCAGAUUUGGCGAUUGGUCAGAACACAUGAGUUCAUCAGGAAAGAAGUAUUAUUACAACUGCAAGACGGAAGUUUCUCAAUGGGAAAAACCACGGGAAUGGAUCAGUCGGACAGAUAAUCGUCAACGUCAAUCUAGUGACUAUUCUUCUAGGUCAAGUCAUGAUAAACAUUCCAACUCGCGAUCAAAUAGCAGUAGCAGUAUGCGAGAUGGUAAAUCGUCGCGACAGUCUGACAAACGAGAAUACUGGAGUUUAUGUAGCGCGAGCGGUGGUAGCAGUAGCAGAGAUGAUGUUUCCGCAAGGGAGAGGGAGCGAGAAAAAGAACGGGAAAGAGAACGCGAACGAGAACGAGAGCGAGAACGUGAACGUGAACGAGAACGAGAACGGGAAAGAGAAAGAGAAUCUAGAGAAUGUAGAGAAGAAGUUAGUGUAGAACGCCAAACUCAAGAUAUGGAUAUCUCGCCAGGUGAUUCUACACCCACUUCGGAACCUUUGACGUCAUCCUGCGCUCAUGAUCCACUGCCACAAGGCCCUGUUCUCCUGGCCGCUGCGUUACCUCGAUUAACAUCACAUCCAUCGUCAACGACACCACAGGCAACUGGAAAACUUAGUUCACCAACGCAACAACAGGGAAGUAGUAACGCUCCGGGACCACCGGUGUCACUAGCAAAUCUCCCAAGACUAUUGUCACAAAUUACGGGCAACAAAGAACAACCUGACAUCACACCACAGAAGGCAUUACAGACAAUUCAAACAGCUAUUUUGCUAUCCCGACAACAAUCUGUUAGUGGGGAUCGAACUAAUACUGGAAGUGAUGUGAUGGUUCCAUUAAAAGUUGAUACAAGUGGCAAUAUUACCAGCGAGGGUCCACCUACUCCCACACAUUCAGAAACUCAGGAUUGUAUUGAUGCGCGAAAAUUGACAAGUCCUGGAGGGACGAAUUCCGGAGUACAAGGUCUAAGCUCCUUGCAAAGUCUCAGUACAUUAGGUUCUCUUGGAAAUUUGAGUAAUACGGGAGGUUUACAGGCAUUGUCGAGAGUGCAGCCUCCUUUAACACCUUCUUUAACACCAUCUCUCGCUAAUCAUUACCGGGAAGAUUUGACACAGCAUGUGCGUGCUUUUCCCGCUGAUAUUCUCGAAAAACAGGCACAGAAACUUAGUGAGGAAGCACAUGCAAUGGGCAGUUUGCAGUGUACGAAAGUGUCCGCAGAAUUGAAAUCGGCACGAUCGAUAGUGAGGCUGACAGAAAUUCAGGCAACGUUACAGGAACAAAGGAUAUUAUUCCUCCGUCAACAAAUUCAAACACUAGAGGAGUUAAAAUCCCAAAAUUCCUUCAUGUCUGACGAUUCUUAGUGUAAGAAUCUUUAUAAAAUAAUUAUGAUUACAAUCUAUAAUUAAUUCAAGCAAAAUAAAAC
Molecule: messenger RNA, 2605 nt
Organism: Mycetomoellerius zeteki
Lineage: Eukaryota; Metazoa; Arthropoda; Insecta; Hymenoptera; Formicidae
Gene: wcy
Product: WW domain-containing adapter protein with coiled-coil wacky
Exons: 11
Coding region: 636-2543 (635 amino acids)
Biological process (GO): regulation of autophagy; positive regulation of TORC1 signaling
Cellular component (GO): nucleus
Molecular function (GO): chromatin binding; RNA polymerase II complex binding
Source: RefSeq, a predicted model, not a curated record